AGAACAUGAGUGUCACACAAUCCUUAGAAGAGAGCUUUACUAUACUCAAUAAAAAUAAUGAAAAUUGUGAUACUCCUCUAAUAAGUUAAAAAAGAAUAAAUUGGAAAGUAGAGAUGAGGAAGAUGGUUUUGACAAAACUGCCCAUUAAAAAGCCUGUCCCUAGACUUUAAGAUUCUACUAAAUCCAAAAACAUACCAAAAAAUAUUUCUAAAGUGAUCACACAGCAAAUUUUAAAAGGAUACUAUAAUGAUCUCAUUUCAUGUAAUCCUAAAACAUUCUUCUCAUUCAUAAAGAAAAAUAAUAAUAUAUAGAACCUCACAACUUUGAUCAAAUUGAUGAAACCUCAUAAAAAUCAAGAAAUGAAUUCUCUACAUCAAUGUUUUCGAAAAAUAUGGUAUUAAUUUCUUUAAAAUUUAAAGUUGGUAUUUUGUCAAGAAGCAAUAUGUCUCCUAUGUAUUUAAUUCAAAGAUAAAAGAUCCAUAAUGGCAUCUCUAAUUCAGAAACGCCCUCAUGAAUAUUUGUAAGGAAAUAUGA
This is a messenger RNA of Paramecium sonneborni, 534 nucleotides long. Lineage: Eukaryota; Ciliophora; Oligohymenophorea; Peniculida; Parameciidae. The record is from the annotation of a GenBank genome assembly.